Arachis duranensis is the source of this 3654-nucleotide messenger RNA. RefSeq names its product cellulose synthase-like protein D3. NCBI's taxonomy places the organism in Eukaryota, Viridiplantae, Streptophyta, Magnoliopsida, Fabales, Fabaceae. Gene Ontology annotation, cellular component: trans-Golgi network; plasma membrane. The record is from RefSeq and is a predicted model, not a curated record. Gene Ontology annotation, biological process: plant-type primary cell wall biogenesis; cellulose biosynthetic process. Gene Ontology annotation, molecular function: cellulose synthase (UDP-forming) activity; mannan synthase activity.
CAUUUGACACAGUUUUCCCACUUGGAGUGGUUGCUGAUGUUGUUGUUCUUUGAACUUUUCUAAGCUUCUAUUAUUUAAUUAUUCAUUAGCUUAAUUGUCUUUUUUCACAUAUAUAAGUCCACGAUGGUAAUGAAGUAGUGGAUGUGGUGUUUUUGGAUGAUGAAAUUUCAGGUCUUGUAGAGAGUGUUUGGAACUGUGGAAUUUUCAUUUCUCAUCAUGGCAUCUAAGUCACCUCGAUUCAAACACGGUUCAUCAAUGGUUAGAAAAAUCACCCAACUGAGCAAUGAUCUUGAUCAUGAUCAAGAUCAAGAGAGUGAGAAUGGUGGUGGUGGUGUUGCUACCUACACAGUUCACAUUCCACUAACCCCUGAUAACCAACCAAUGGAGAUUGCUCUGGAGAGAUCGACUUCGAGGCGAGUGGAGGACCAAUAUGCAUCUAGUUCAUUGUUCACUGGGGGUUUCAAUCAGGUUACAAGGGCUCAUUUGAAGGAGAAGAUGAUUGAGUCUGAGUCAAGCCACCCCCAGAUGUCGGGGGUGAAGGGAUCGUCCUGCGCGGUCCCUGGCUGUGAUGGGAAGGUUAUGACCGAUGAGAGGGGGUUAGACAUACUCCCUUGUGAGUGUGAUUACAAGAUUUGCAGGGAUUGUUAUAGGGAUGCUUUGAGAACUGGUGAGGGGAUUUGCCCUGGCUGCAAGGAACCUUACAAGGAGUUGGAUGCAAAUGAUGGAUAUAGGGCCGGCCAGCAGCCUGCACUGCCCUUGCCACCCGGUGCUGGAGUGUCGAAGAUGGAGAGGAGGUUGUCGUUGAUGAAAUCGGGGACUUUGACAAGGAGCCAGGCUAAUAAUGACUUUGAUCAUGCUCAGUGGUUGUUUGAAACUAAGGGGAGCUAUGGCUAUGGGAAUGCUAUGUGGCCGAAAGAGCCCGAAAACGAUGCUAGUUCUGUUUCUGAAUGGAUGGGUGGUGAUCCUCAUGUGUUCAAGGAAAAGCCAUGGAGACCUUUGACCCGGAAAUUGACUAUCUCUGCUGCAAUUCUGAGUCCAUAUAGGCUAAUAAUAUUUGCUCGGCUAGUGAUUCUUGGUUUCUUCUUAGCGUGGAGGGUUCGAAACCCCAAUGAAGAUGCACUCUGGCUGUGGGGUAUGUCUGUUGUUUGUGAAAUCUGGUUUGCCUUCUCCUGGCUGCUUGAUCAGCUUCCUAAGCUCUUCCCUGUCAACCGGUUCGCGGAUCUUGAUGUUCUGAAAGAGAAGUUUGAAACUCCCACUCCCAACAAUCCUUCUGGCAAGUCUGAUCUCCCAGGAAUAGAUAUUUUUGUGUCGACUGCGGAUCCUGAAAAAGAACCUCCACUUGUCACAGCAAAUACUAUUCUUUCCAUUCUAGCUGCCGAUUAUCCGGUAGAGAAACUUGCAUGUUAUGUCUCUGACGAUGGAGGUGCACUUCUAACUUUUGAGGCCAUGGCAGAGGCUGCAAGUUUUGCCAACUUGUGGGUUCCUUUUUGCCGAAAGCAUGACAUUGAACCGAGGAACCCCGACUCAUACUUUAGUAUGAAGAGAGAUCCCUACAAGAACAAAGUUCUCCCUGACUUUGUAAGGGAUAGAAGGAGGGUAAAGCGUGAAUAUGAUGAGUUCAAGGUUCGGAUCAAUGGCCUUCCUGAUUCAAUCCGCCGGCGUUCUGAUGCUUACAAUGCCAGAGAAGAGAUAAAAGCUAUGAAGCUUUGGAGGGAGAAUGGACAUGAUGAACCAAUGGAGAAUGUGAAAAUUCCUAAAGCUACUUGGAUGGCAGAUGGUACCCACUGGCCUGGCACUUGGACAAUUCCAGCAUCGGAACAUUCUAGGGGCGAUCAUGCUAGUAUCAUACAGGUCAUGUUAAAACCUCCAAGUGAUGAACCACUAACUGGUGUUGCAUCAGAUGCAAAUGCUAUGAAUUUAACCGAAGUUGAUAUUCGCCUUCCCAUGCUUGUCUAUGUUUCUCGAGAAAAAAGACCAGGCUAUGAUCACAACAAGAAGGCUGGGGCGAUGAAUGCGCUGGUCCGAGCCUCAGCCAUUAUGUCAAAUGGUCCUUUCAUACUUAAUCUGGACUGUGACCAUUACAUAUUUAAUUCCCAGGCAUUGAGAGAAGGUAUGUGCUUCAUGAUGGACCGUGGUGGCGACAGAAUCUGCUAUGUUCAAUUCCCUCAGAGGUUCGAAGGAAUAGACCCUUCGGAUCGCUAUGCCAAUCAUAACACAGUCUUCUUUGAUGUCAAUAUGCGCGCCCUUGAUGGGAUUCAAGGUCCUGUAUAUGUAGGCACAGGUUGCUUAUUCAGAAGGACUGCACUCUAUGGCUUUGAUCCACCUCGGGUGAAAGAAGAGUCUAGUUGCUUCGGCCGCAAGAAUAAGAAAUCCUCGACCGUUGCCUCACUCCCGGAAACUGGUUCUGUUGAGGAUCAGUCAUUUGCAAAUGGUGGCGCCGACGAUGAAGGCCUUGCUCUUAUUCCCAAGAGUUUUGGCAACUCAAGUCUCCUUAUUGAUUCAAUCAGGGUGGCCGAGUUCCAAGGUCGACCCCUCGCUGAUCAUUCGUCCAUCAAAAAUGGAAGACCACCGGGUGCUCUAACCCUUCCUCGGGAUCUUCUGGAUGCUGCUACUGUGGCAGAGGCUAUCAAUGUUAUCUCCUGCUGGUAUGAAGACAAGACUGAAUGGGGCCUUCGAAUCGGGUGGAUUUAUGGGUCUGUUACUGAGGAUGUUGUGACAGGUUAUAGAAUGCACAAUAGGGGAUGGAGGUCCAUAUAUUGUGUGACUAAGAGGGAUGCCUUCCGUGGCACUGCUCCGAUCAACCUGACCGACCGGCUCCACCAGGUUCUUCGUUGGGCUACCGGCUCUGUCGAAAUAUUCUUUUCUCGAAACAAUGCUCUUUUGGCCAGCCUCAAAUUGAAGUUCCUACAGAGAAUAGCUUACCUCAAUGUCGGAAUCUAUCCUCCAAGAACAUUCCUAGUGUACCUCUUGGGCAUCACCGUGACCCUUGUCUUACUCGCCAUCCUCGAGGUUAAGUGGUCCGGUAUUGAACUCGAAGAGUGGUGGAGGAAUGAGCAAUUCUGGCUGAUAGGAGGCACUAGUGCCCACCUUGCUGCAGUUCUCCAAGGCCUACUAAAGGUGAUGGCUGGCAUUGAAAUUUCAUUCACUUUGACAUCAAAGUCAGCCGGGGACGAUGAAAACGACGAAUUUGCUGACCUCUAUAUCAUCAAAUGGACAUCUCUGAUGAUACCACCAAUCACCAUCAUGAUGGUAAACUUGAUAGCAAUAGCUGUGGCAGUUAGCAGAACUAUAUACAGCGAAGAUCGAAAAUGGAGCAGCUUGCUGGGUGGUGUGUUCUUCAGCUUAUGGGUGCUGGCUCAUCUCUAUCCCUUUGCAAAAGGGCUCAUGGGAAGAAGGGGUAGAACACCAACCAUUGUGUUUGUAUGGUCAGGGCUUAUAUCAAUCACCAUUUCUCUUCUUUGGGUUGCCAUUGAUCCUCCUUCAGGUAGCUCUGAUAUUGGAGGAUCUUUUCAAUUCCCUUGAUUCAUUCUUUUCUAUUAUUUCUAGUGCUGACUUUUUUUCAGCUAGCACUUGUAAGUAAUCCAGAUUUCAGACAUGGUUUCUGACUUUUUGGUUCAUUAAUAUACCUGUGAUUCAUUGCUGUUCAAAUAAUAA